AGUCACUGUAAACUUUUCUUCCACAAUAAAAAGAGCGUGUAUCGUAACAAUAUCUUCAUCUAACACAAAACAAAGCUCGAAGUAAGCAAAAUGUCCAUCAAGCUCUGUUGGGUCUUUGCUGCCCUUGGAUUGAUUUGUUUGUUGCAAAUCUCACCAAGCGAGGCUACGCCUUCGCACUCACAGCAACUGCUUUCCUACUUCAAGCGCAUGAAGCUGGACAAGACGAAGAACCGAGUCUACCUGGACGAUGUGGAGUAUGGUCUUCGAACGAAUCUGCGCAGACCUCUUCUGCAGAAGGCGCUGUUUUUGCCCAAAGGCACAAAGUUUUCGUCCGAUUGCUUAAACCGGAUGGCCGAUAAAGCAAGACAGCACGAGAAUAAGUUUUACGCUCAAUUCACAUACGCCUGCAAGAAAAAUGCCGAAUAUUCGUCCGAUUGUUUAGACACGGGGCGACCUGAGUACUAUCGCGAUCUGAAAAAACUUGCCAAAGCAACGGAGCAGUGUUGGAAAAUGUGA
Anopheles coluzzii is the source of this 516-nucleotide messenger RNA. RefSeq lists its product as uncharacterized. Lineage: Eukaryota; Metazoa; Arthropoda; Insecta; Diptera; Culicidae. The coding region runs from base 91 to 516 and encodes 141 amino acids. The transcript has 2 exons. The record is from RefSeq and is a predicted model, not a curated record.